AUGGGAAAGACAAAGGUGUUCCUGAAGUAUUACCAUGUGGAGCAGCUGAACUUGAUGGUGCAGCAGACCACCCGCCGCGUGGUCCUGCUCCAGGCCUGUGUCCGUGGCUGGAUGAUCGCCAAACGCUACCGUCGCACGUUGAAGGAGAGAGAAAACAGCGCUCUGGUCCUUCAGUCAGCUUACAGAGGUCACCAAGUCCGAAAGAAAGUGGCCGACGAUAAAAGCAAAUCCAAGUUGGAGGCCUUCGUCACGCAGUUCCAGGCCGUUUGUCGGAGCUAUCUCGCCAGAAGGAAAUACAAAGAGCUGGUGGAGGAGAAGAACAAAGCUGCCACAAAGAUUCAAGCUCGAUACAGAGGCCACAGGGAGAGGAAGAGCGUCCAGAGGAAACGGGAGGCCAUUGAAAAAGAAAAAGCUGAGAAAACAGCUCAAGAAGAAUCCGAAAAGGCUUCUGCGGAAGAACUAACAACAGACGAGAAGAAGGCAGACCAGGUCCACACCGAGGCGGAGGAGGAGGAGGAGGCCAAGGCCGCUGUGGUGCUCCAGAGCAACUUCAGGGGGCAUCAGGAGCGGAAAAGGUUCAAGGAGAGGAAGAAGACCAUGGCUGGAGCCGAGCUGGAAAUACCGAGCGAGGCCACGGAGCGAGGGGGCAGCGACGAGGCAGCGGCGGUGUCUGAACAGGACGAGGAAGAAAGUCCGAGCGACGACAGCGACCACACGCUCACGGAGGUGGAAGAAGACACUGUUGUUGAGGAUGUCUCGCAAGAAGAAGAAGCAAAGCAAGACGGCGAUUUGCAAGACGAAACUAAAGCCGCUACCGUCAUCCAGAGCAAUUUCAGAGGCCACAAGGAGAGGAAAAGGCUACAAGAAGAAGGCAAGAUUCCGGCGAAGAAAAGCAAAGGGUCUGUAGCUGUGGCAGAGGAAGUUACUAGCGAGGAACAAGGUGCGACCGAAGCUAACGGAGAAACGAACGAUGAGGACGAAGCCAAGGCUGCAGUGGUGCUACAAAGCAAUUUCCGCGGGCACAAAGAGCGCAAACGUCUGGAAGAGGAAGGGAAAAUACCCAAGAAGAAGAACAAGGAAGCAGAAUCGGCGAGACCAGAAGAGGAGAGCGAGGAUGGACCCUUGGAUGGAGAACCGGCGGAGGACGAGGAGGGACCGGACGAAGAGAGAGCUGCUACUGUACUGCAGAGCAACUUCAGAGGUCAUCAAGAGAGGAAGAAGCUGAGAGCGGAGAGGGAGGAGAAGGAGAAGGAGAAAGCAGAGGAGAUGGAAGACGAAGGAGAGGUGGAUGUCGAGGAUGUCACGAUCGAGCGAAAAGACAAAACCGAGGAGGAAGAGGAGGAGGAGGAGAGGAGAGAGGAGGAGCAGGCCGCCGUCAAGAUCCAGAGCCACUUCAGGGGACACAAGGAGAGAAAGAACCUCAAAGCCAAUCAGCAAGGUGCACACAACCAAGCCCAGCAGUUAGAAGAGUUCUCCAAAGAGAUCUCGCAGACGUCCCAGGGCUUCGCGACCCUGCAGCACAAACUGAACGAGAUGCUCCAGGCCCAUCAAUCAAAGCCGGAGAAGAGCGGCGUGUUUGUGAAAGGGAAUAACACGGUGAACGGCCACGCUCCUCCGAACGCCCAAUCAGCGAUCCAAGCUCCUGUUUCAGCAGAGAAGAGGACCUCGAGGACCCCCCGGAGGUCACAGCAGCCCAAGACUCUGGACUCCCUGGAGGACUCCACGUACUACAACCUCAUCCACCGUUCAGUCCAUGAUGAUAAACGCAAACCGCGGAAAGACGGACCUGGAAAGUUGCUGGACGUGGAUGACCAGUACUACCCCGGCCUGUCCCCCAGCUCCACACCGGAGAGGGCCCACUCUGAGGAGAGGCCUGAGUCUGGGAGCUCCGGCAGCAGGAGUGGGUCCCCAGAGAAGGACCAGCGAGAGAGGGCCCUGACCGAACAGCUGCCUCCGAAACGCAACCAGGACAACAGGCGGUCACUUCCCAGAAUGACCUCCACCGGCUCCUCGCUGUCCUCCGCCGAUGACAACCCCUACGACUUUAGGCACCUGCUGAGGAAGACUUCGCAGAGACGGAGGCUGAUAAAGCAACUGGUGACGCCCCGCCAGCGCCUGGAGGUGGGAGCCGUGUGCGCGUCAUGUAUUUUAGCCAAGAGUCCUGAAGGCGGCCGCUUCCUCCUGGAGGCUGCGAAGUCCCUGGUCUGCCGCAGCUUGUGGACCACACCGGCGCUGCUCUGCCUGUAUGGAGGAGGCUGA
Messenger RNA from Knipowitschia caucasica, 2259 nucleotides. Lineage: Eukaryota; Metazoa; Chordata; Actinopteri; Gobiiformes; Gobiidae. The record is from the annotation of a GenBank genome assembly.